This is a messenger RNA of Coturnix japonica (Japanese quail), 5110 nucleotides long. RefSeq names its product CDP-diacylglycerol synthase 2 (gene CDS2). NCBI's taxonomy places the organism in Eukaryota, Metazoa, Chordata, Aves, Galliformes, Phasianidae. Gene Ontology annotation, molecular function: phosphatidate cytidylyltransferase activity. The record is from RefSeq and is a predicted model, not a curated record. Gene Ontology annotation, cellular component: endoplasmic reticulum membrane.
CCCUCUCCCUGGCAGCGGAGGGCGCGCAGUUGUGGCCGUGCGCGGAGCCGAGCGGAGCUCCGGGUGGGGAACGGGAUGAGCGAGUUACGGCAGCGGGUGUGUGGGGAUCGGGAGCACGAACAUGAACGUGAACAUGAGGAGAAGUUGCAGGAGUCAGAAUCUGAGAACAAGCUGGAUGGAGAGACAGCAUCAGACAGCGAAAGCAAGUCUGAAUUUGGAGGAUCACCCCCAGUGCCAACAUCGGAUGACACUCCAGAGGUCCUGAACAGAGCUCUCUCCAACCUGUCCUCAAGAUGGAAGAAUUGGUGGGUAAGAGGCAUCCUCACCCUUGCAAUGAUCACAUUCUUCUUCAUCAUCAUCUACCUGGGACCCAUGGUCUUAAUGACAAUAGUAAUGUGUGUCCAGAUCAAAUGUUUCCAUGAGAUUAUCACUAUUGGCUAUAAUGUGUAUCACUCAUAUGACCUGCCCUGGUUCAGGACACUCAGCUGGUACUUCUUACUCUGUGUUAACUACUUUUUCUAUGGUGAGACUGUGACAGAUUAUUUCUUCACCCUGGUUCAGAGGGAGGAGCCCCUACGAAUUCUCAGCAAAUACCAUCGCUUCAUUUCUUUCGCCCUCUACUUAACAGGUUUCUGCAUGUUUGUCUUGAGCCUGGUGAAGAAGCACUAUCGCCUCCAGUUCUACAUGUUUGGAUGGACCCAUGUGACGUUGCUAAUUGUUGUUACCCAGUCGCACCUCAUCAUUCACAACCUGUUUGAAGGAAUGAUAUGGUUCAUUGUCCCGAUCUCCUGUGUGAUCUGCAAUGACAUCAUGGCAUACAUGUUUGGCUUCUUCUUUGGCCGCACCCCACUAAUCAAGCUGUCCCCAAAGAAGACCUGGGAGGGUUUUAUUGGAGGGUUUUUUGCCACCGUUUUGUUUGGGUUACUGCUGUCCUAUGUGAUGUCUGGGUACCGGUGCUUCACUUGUCCAGUGGAGUUCAACAAUGACACCAACAGCUUCACAGUGGACUGUGAACCAUCAGAGCUAUUCCAGCUACAGGAGUACAACAUCCCCCCGGUGCUGCAGUCUGUGGUGGGCUGGAAGACAGUCCGGAUGUACCCCUUCCAAAUCCACAGCAUUGCAUUGUCUACUUUUGCCUCCCUUAUCGGGCCAUUUGGUGGCUUCUUUGCUAGUGGAUUUAAGAGAGCCUUCAAAAUUAAGGACUUUGCCAACACAAUUCCAGGGCAUGGAGGUAUCAUGGAUCGCUUUGACUGUCAGUAUCUGAUGGCUACCUUUGUGAACGUGUACAUUGCAAGCUUUAUCAGGGGUCCUAACCCAAGCAAACUGAUCCAGCAGUUCUUAACCUUGAGGCCAGACCAGCAGCUGCACAUCUUCAACACGCUAAAAGCACACCUGCUUGACAAGGGAGUGUUAGUUGGCUCAGAGGACGCAUAGACAGCCAUGUGAUUUGGAACAGGACUGAAAACAGACAAGCCUCCCCACGGAAAUUCCUGGCUUGCCUGAUUUAAGACAAUAACAAGGCCUCAUUUCACUGUAACUUUUCUUCCUUUCUUGGUAAAUGUCUGCAUUUGUGUUGGUUUUUCUUUUUUUUUUUUUUGAUAUAUAAUAUAUUUAUAUAGCUUCGGUUCAAAUGAGCAAAUCUGAAUUUGUAGCUGGAAAGGAAUGAAGAAUUGGAAGGAGUUGGGUGAAGUCAGAGGUUACAACUGUCCUUGUGGUCAGUUCUCAAUCACUGAUGCAGACGUGGGUAGAGCUGAACUUUUCCUGUGAGUGCUUUUAUGCAGGGAAUACACAACUGUACUGUCCGUACAGCUGGCUCUGCCUAUGGGAGCCAUGAAGAUGAAGCCAUACAGCACCCCUGGGUGCUGUGCCAGGCUGUGUUUGUGGUGGCAGCUCUGGAGACCUUAAUUUUCUCCAGUGGUAACUGUGAAUGUUCACUUUCCUAGGAGGUCACAUACACACAUGCCUGUGUGCAGCCCCUUGGAGAUUCUGCACAGCAAGCACAAGGCUCAAUUAGUUGGAAGAGGACCUUGUACUAACCCAGCAAUAGUUCCUCUGCCCAGUUGGGCAUGUGUCUCUAUUGUCACUUGCUGUUUCUGCCAGUGCUUCCCACAUUCUCCUCUUCUAGCUGAUAUUUUGGCUAAUAAGAUCUUUUUUUAACCUAUGAAAUAGGAAAUUAACCAGGGAAGAAUUGAGAAGCUGGUAGUUGCUUGUGGGAACAUGGGAGGUUCAGAUUGCUUCAAAACUGCAUCAAGUAAAAAGGUUUUAAAGAACAUCUAAGUUUCAUUGAGUAAAUCCUGCCAAGUAAAAACAACCUUGUAAAUAACCUGGUUCCCAUUUCCUCACUCAAAUAACCUUUAAGAGACAUCAAACCACGCUUUUCUUUGUCUUUUCCAUUUCUUGAUGGUUGGAAAGCCUACACUGGGAUAUUAUACCCAGCUUGGAGAGCAGUUUCCAACUUGGUUUUGUUUCUGAAACAUGCAGGUUGGGGCUCCAGCAUCACACAGGUGCUGUCAGCUGGGUAUUGCAUUUUUCUUUCAGGGAUCAUGGCUGUCACCUGUUUGUUACUUGAGUUCUACAUGUUGUGCUGCUGAGUUUUCCCACGGUCUGUGUUGCAUUUCAGUCUGGGUUCAUUUACCUGCAGGCUUCUGUCCUGCUUUGCUUGCUGAAUCUUGUCACCAAUAGGUUGCACUUAAUAGCUGGUGGUUUUAUCAAGCUGUUUUCCUUUAUUUUGUCAUACUUUUUAACUAUUUUAACGAGCCCUAAAGGUUGCACAACUUAUUUGCUCUUUUAGUGACCACAUAGUGAGAUUAUCCCCGACUUAUUCUAGGUUUUAUGCAAUGUUCUCAUGGAGAUUUUACUUCUUCUCAUAAUUUGUGCACAAGAGAGAGAAAAACUUUUCCUUAUUUUAACCCAGGGAGCAAAUGUCAGGGAAAGAUAAUACAGAAAUACGUUGUUUUCAAAUGAUUGCUGUCAUAAACCUUAUACACAGACACUCCCCCCCCUUCACAUGGAGACUUUACAUGCUGCAAACCAGCAAAGCAUCAGCAGGAAGUAAAACACCUGCAGCUUUUUCAUAUUCUCCAUAUUCUGAUUCUGCUCUUGCUUUCAUCCACCCUAAUAGAGUGGACAGGAGAGCACAAGUGUGCUUGUGUAAAUACAUGAGUAGAUCCCAGUCUUUCUCUUCUUUCUCUACAACUCUGUGUUGUAUAUUCUGCUUUAUCUCCCUAAACAGGAGCUGUGGGGCAGAAGUGUGUGCCCGUUGCACUGCAAAUACAGGUGUUGGUCAAGAGAAUGCACUGUAUAGAAGUAACAUCUAAUGGCAAGGCUCAGGGCUGCUCUAUGGGAUCAAUUCAGGAUUGUGUUUCAUUAACACCAACAGUAGAGAUGCUUUCUUGGAUCAGUUGUGGAGCCUGAUCUUAUCCAGCCUGAAUCAGGCAGGGAUUUAUUUAGUGUUGGCUCAGAGGAUGUUGUUCCAAGCCCUGCAUUAGAAAAGCAGAGGGGAGAAUGAAAAUGCUUCCAUCUUGCUUUGCACAGAGAAGAUAUUCGGGCAGCGUUUUGCUAUGAUUUAUCUGAAUUCAGGUAGGCCAGGUGAGGGCUCUUGAACUGGGAAUAGAUUUGGAAGCAACAGGGUGUUGUGUAGUCCCUGAAAGCAGCUUUCCCUGUGGUUAGAUGAGCUGGUGCUCUCCUGGAUUCUCACUUACACCUGCCCAAACCCCUUAUACUGUGCUAUUGGGGCCGAAGUAUGUCCUCAGAGGAAGCUACAGUGUUGAUAGAUACAACAAAAGCUUACUGCUCUUUAUAACCAUGCGUUUAUCACACAGGUCUCUAGUCUCCUGCUCAAACCUUUCGCCCUUCUUUAGUUGUAAUUAGCGGGGCAAAAACAAACCCUAACCUUUGUGCAUGCUUUUGAUUUGAAGUAGCAUUCGGGCUUUAUUCGUGGUGCAGUGCUGCGUGUGGACGCUGGAGGGCAAAGCAGCCGCAUUCAUGGGCUGUGUUGUGCUAUGAGAAGCAGCAUUGAUGCCUGUGGGUGACUUUCUGCUGAGCUCGCAGCUUCCUUCUUCCUUCCUCCCCAGCAGUGCAGAGAAGGGCGAGCUUAAAGCUACAUGGAAAUGGUGCGCUCAGGUUUAGUUGUAAUCGAAUAGGACUGCUGCAUUCAUAUGGGAAAUAGAGGAGGAAAUGGGAGGAGAGCUCUUCUCACUGCUUUAAGCCUUGCAGGAGCUUAGCCUUGCUGCCAGGACUGUAGCUUUGGAGGCCACAUAGACACUGGGUAAGGCAGUGCGUGAUCCUUAUGUGGUUUUCCAUCUGCAGGACUCAAGCUUGGGCAUUGCACAGUCGUUUUGCUCUCAUUGAGCUCCAUAGCUGGAGCUGUUCCUCCUCUUGAGCAGCAGAGCAGCGAGGCUGAACUCUAAGCAUCCAUUGUGGUUAUCUAGGGUAGAGGAUCGGAUGCUGGUGUGCCCUGCAGCAUUGAUGGGCUGAGUGGUUGAGCACUGAGUGGGUUUGGGUGAGAAUUUGCUUCUCUGAGCCUGGCUGUGGGUGUUACAUCCUGUACCCACCUCUGUGUGCUGUUUAGGCCUUGGUGGUGAUGGGCUCUGGAACUUACUGAUGCUGACAUGGAGGGGUCUUUAUGUGGCUCACAAAGCUGCAGAUCCCACAGCAUCAGCCAGCACUUGGUGCCAGAUUGGGGACUGCCAGUGUCAGAGAUGUCCAGGUGUGUUCUGAUGGCAAUGCAUGUCCCCAUCCCUCCUCUGCCCACUCAGUCCUAUAGGAAGAAGGCAGAGCCCUGUGGAACCAUCCCUACACCUCAUCCAGACCUCUCUGCCUCACAGACAGCAUCAUAUGAAGGCCCCCUUGGUUCUGCCCUCUGUACCCAUCCCCAGCUGCAUUCUGUGUUCCUGUAGUGGUUGUAGGCUCCUAUUCUCCAGACCUGACCUGGCCAUUCCUCCAUCUGCUUCUUUCUCUGUGCAUCGUUCUUUCAGUUCAUGUUUUAGCUACACAUGUAGAGUUGCCUUUCUUUGACAGGAUGUCCGAAUGUGAUAUAUUGUAUAUUUUAAAGUAUUUACCCUAUUUAUAUACUAUAUGUUACUGUUAAAUAAAUAUAAGUUCCAUUGUC